AUGCUCGUGCCCAAGCUUUGUAGUCUUGGAAAUUCAAGAUGGCAGAGAAUACAAAGGACUGACCGGAUUUUUCCGAUCAGUGAUGAACUGAUCAUGUUGUUGUCCUCCUUUCUUUAUGUCUUCUUUCCUCUCGUGUCAGCCUUUGCCACUGUAUGGUUUUUUACGAUCUUCGAGCGUGUAAAUGUUGAACUCGGACUGGAACAUUAUGCAGAGAAGGGAGAUCCUUCUACUUUCCUUAAAAUGCCUGCAAAUGCCUCGGUGAACUUGGGCUAUUUACUGGUUGGAUUAUACUGGUUGUGGAAGAUACGCAAGUUAGAAAAAGAGGUGAAAGAUCAAGCAUUCUUCUACUACUUGUUCUCGUGGAUGUCGGUGUUUUAUUCCUUUGUUCAGUUUGGACGGAUUGUGACACAGACGCGUUUGUUCGCUGUUAUUGAUCAAUGGUUUACUCUUCCUUUCUUUGCAUGGCUUGUUUGCUGGAACGAGUUUGUGUAUCGAGGACAAUGGAAUACUGGUCGUUUUCUAUUUAUUAUGCGAAUUUCUGUCUUAAGUUACUUUGCCGUGUUAUUUCACAAUCAAGGCUUUGAAGCAGUUCUUGCUCUUCAUAUCCUUGCAGCUCUUGUUUAUUCUCUGAGGACACAGUCGAAACCUUGUUUAGGGACUGAAAAAUCACGAAUUUCAAUGAUUCUAGCUCUCAUCUGCUGUACUGGGUUUGUCUGUUUAAAACUUGCGGAUCAUCAACUGGUGCAAUACUCUUUAUUCCAAGGCUACACUGGCCAUUUUUGGUCAAAGGUCUGUGAUGUUGGACAAAUCCACUUUGUGGCCGACUUUUUUAAAAAUUUACACAUGCGACCAAAGAAUGAUAAAACCUAGUCUCUUCACUUCCAAAAGGGGUAUGUCAAGGAAUUCUUCAAAUGAGCCUGGUAGCAAACCUUGAUAGUAAGAUUUUUCCCUUUGCCCAAAUUAGAAACUUCAGCUUGGUUGCUGGUCACAAAAAAAUUCAGCUCAGUCAAAUAAAAUUUCCAGGUCACAUUUUUUUUAUUAAUAUAUAUAUAUUUUUUCAAUAUAUAUAUAUUUUUGAUAGUU
Molecule: messenger RNA, 1083 nt
Organism: Stylophora pistillata
Lineage: Eukaryota; Metazoa; Cnidaria; Anthozoa; Scleractinia; Pocilloporidae
Product: transmembrane protein 187-like
Cellular component (GO): transport vesicle
Source: RefSeq, a predicted model, not a curated record